Pelodiscus sinensis (Chinese soft-shelled turtle) is the source of this 5694-nucleotide messenger RNA. It is a transcript of the gene SLC38A2, whose product is annotated as solute carrier family 38 member 2. Gene Ontology annotation, biological process: L-glutamine transport; amino acid transmembrane transport. The record is from RefSeq and is a predicted model, not a curated record. Gene Ontology annotation, molecular function: L-glutamine transmembrane transporter activity. Lineage: Eukaryota; Metazoa; Chordata; Testudines; Trionychidae. Gene Ontology annotation, cellular component: plasma membrane.
CUGGCGCUAGUGUUGGUAUACAAAGGAGAGCCUGCACUUUAACAGUGUGCGCCUCGCCCUUUCUUCCCUCCUUCCCAGUCAAAAGCAGAGCCAUCACAGACAUUUUUCAGACCUGUAGCAACGUCUGACGAGAGCAACAUCCUGUCGCUGCUGAGCACGCUGGCUGACCGCGCUAGCCAGCUAGUCAAAGCCACACGCUUCCCGUUCGUCUCAGUGUAGAAGGGGAACUUUCAUUUUUGUGGUGUGCCGGUGGCUUUUAAACGAAAACUUGGUACUUUUAUUUAUUUUAUUUUUUUUCCUACUUUAUAUUUAAGGAUUGUGAUUUUCCGUUCAAGAACAUUUUACAUUGUUAACUUAGAAAAAAUACCUCCCGUAGUCUGAAGAUUUCAGAGGGAACCCCUCGAUUUUCAGCUUCGCUAAGGCAAGGCAAGUAAGUCCAGCUUCCAAGGACAAAAGAGUGAGCUCAGUGGAGACUGCCACUAAGGGGCGGUCAUCUGGCCAAAUAUUCCCUACUUCAUCUAAUACGGAGAAAAGCUUAUUCAAUUCCAUCAUGACCAAGGCAGAAAUGAGCAAGUUUAACAUCUCUCCAGAUGAAGACAGCAGUAGCUAUAGCUCCAACAGCAAUGAUUACAAUUAUUCAUAUCCAACCAAAGUACCUAAGAGGACUUGUAUAGAUGGGGAUCCGGAAAAUCAAAAUUUUCUGCCUGAAUCCAAUCUUGGAAAGAAAAAAUAUGAAAUUGAAUAUCAUCCAGGUACUACUUCCUUUGGAAUGUCAGCAUUUAAUCUGAGCAAUGUUAUUAUGGGUAGUGGCAUCCUUGGACUUUCUUAUGCCAUGGCAAACACUGGAAUUAUUCUCUUUGUGAUUCUCUUGGUGGUUGUGUCAAUAUUCUCUUUGUAUUCAGUUCAUCUCCUCCUAAAGACUGCCAAUGAAGGAGGGUCUGUAUUAUAUGAACAGCUAGGAAUGAAGGCUUUUGGAUUGCCUGGAAAAUUUGCAGCUUCUGGAUCAAUUACAAUGCAGAAUAUUGGAGCUAUGUCAAGCUAUCUCUACAUAGUGAAAUAUGAGUUGCCAUUGGUCAUCAAAGCAUUUAUGAACAUUGAAGACAACACAGGACAAUGGUAUCUUAAUGGUGACUGUCUGGUUGUUCUAGUGUCCAUAGUGCUCAUUCUUCCUUUGUCACUGCUGAAAAAUUUGGGAUAUUUAGGAUAUACAAGUGGUCUUUCCUUAAUGUGUAUGGUCUUCUUCCUUAUUGUUGUAAUUUGCAAGAAGUUUCAAAUCCCUUGUCCUCUGGAAUUGGAGUAUGACAUGGUGAACACAACUCUGAAUGGCACGUUGGCACACCUAGCAAAUGCUACACCUUUGAAUGGCACAUUGGCACACCUAGCAAAUGCUACACCUUUGAAUGGAACAGAACAAAACAUGACUAGUGAUGACAUGUGCAGGGCAAAAUAUUUUGUCUUCAACUCACAGACUGUUUAUGCUGUACCAAUCCUAACAUUUUCUUUUGUAUGCCAUCCUGCUAUUCUUCCUAUUUAUGAAGAACUGAAGGGCCGAAGCCGUAGAAGAAUGAUGAAUGUUUCCCAUGUUUCAUUUUGUUCCAUGUUUGUAAUGUAUCUGUUGGCUGCUCUCUUUGGAUACCUGACAUUUUAUGACAAUGUUGAAGCAGAAUUGCUUCAUACUUACUCUGCAGUCCUGGGUGCUGAUGUUAUUAUUCUGAUUGUGCGUCUGGCUGUACUUAUGGCUGUAACCCUUACUGUACCUGUAGUUAUCUUCCCAAUCCGGACUUCAAUUACACAGCUGUUUUGUGCAGAGAAGGAGUUCAGCUGGUUACGUCACUGUUUCAUUACACUCUUUGUUUUGGCAUUUACCAAUGUUCUCGUAAUCUUUGCCCCUUCCAUUCGUGAUAUAUUUGGAUUCAUUGGUGCCUCUGCUGCUGCCAUGCUGAUCUUUAUACUUCCUUCUGCUUUCUAUAUCAAACUAGUGAAGAAAGAACCUAUGAAAUCAGUGCAGAAGAUUGGGGCUAUACUCUUCCUCUUGAGUGGCAUACUUGUGAUGACUGGAAGUAUGACCUUGAUUAUUAUAGAUUGGAUCCAUAAUUAUGCAUCUGAUGGACAUUAGCUCUUAUGAUUUAAUCUCAGAUACUCCUGUAUUCACUCAAAUAUCUACUGAGAAAGAAAAUCACCUACGUUUGCAAUUUUGCUUCCUUUAAAAUGCAGAUUCUUUGAUGCUGGUUUUUUCUGACUGUAGAAUAAGUGAACUCUUGAAAAGAAACUAUUCUGCAUGAUGGAAAUGAGUAUUAACAUCAAACCACCCGAGUCUCUGGCUGAGGGAAGUGACAAUUUUAUUCCAUUCCAGAGAAUGGACGAACUCUCUGUAGAAUUUUAUCAAGCCAUGUUUGGCUUUCAUCAUUGUUACUUGGGUAUUUUAUUAUUUUACUUGAAUGUGCCUAAUGGAACCAUUUGAUGUGAAAAGUAACUCUUAAUUAACAGCAAAGUGUUUAUAUAACCAAUGAGAGAGGGAAAAAAUUAUUAUUUUAUGUACCAAAAAUUCUUAUGGACCUCAAAAGCACAUUUUUUACUUUUAAGAAUCACAUUUUUAAAUGAAAAAAAAUGUAUCCCAGUAACAUGGAACCUGUACAAACAUUUAAUCAGUGUUCUAAAUUUAAUAGUUUCCCCUUUUUAUAGAGGAAUAAUUAGAAGGGGGAGUAUUUGGCCAUCAGAAAUAUUUUUUUAAACAAAUUAUACUGUUUCUUUCAAACAAUCUGAGAAGGUUAAAACUCUAACUAAAAAGAAAUUGUUUUUAGUGCAACUCAGUUACUCCAAAAUUUAAUUAAACAAGUCAUUGUUGAGAUUCCAAGUCACUGUACCUAAGCAACUAGAAAAAUUACAGUUUUAAAAAUGUUGAUCUGACUCAAAUUUUAAUGCCUUUAACAUUGUCAGGUCAUCAAAAUGGAUGACUGAAACCUUUUUAUAUAGUGAAGAGUUUGUAAAGAUCUUAGUAUUUCUUGAGAUUCUCACUAGUGCAGUUGGGUAAAACAGGGUGGUUUUUGGUUAUUCAGUUGCAACUGUCUACCAAAUCACGUUGGCUACGUCUAGACUGGCAUGACUUUCCGCAAAUGCUUUUAACGGAAAAGUUUUCCGUUAAAAGCAUUUGCGGAAAAGAGCAUCUAGAUUGGCACAGAUGCUUUUCCGCAAAAGCACUUUUUGUGGAAAAGCCUCCGUGCCAAUCUAGACGUGCUUUUUUGCGCAAAACAAAUCUGAGCUGUCUACACUGGCCCUUUUGCGCAAAAGCUUUGGCAAAAGGACUUUUGCCCAAACUGGAGCAGCAUAGUAUUUCCACAAGAAGCACUGAUUUCAGACUAGGAAGUCAGUGUUCUUGCGGAAAUUCAAGCGGCCAGUGUAGACAGCUGACAAGUUUUUCCGGAAAAGCAGCUUCUUUUGCGGAAAAACUUGCCAGUCCUAGAUACAGCCAUUGGGUCAUGUCAUAUGAUAUUGAUACACAGAACUCUGAGAUAAAUGGAGAAUUAUGCUUAAUGAUAGCAUAUUCUCAAUUAUGUUUUGUAUUUUUGGACAGCCUUUCUUGAAUGUGCUGCAGCAUAAAAUAGAGGUCCUUCUAUAGUUUAUCAAUUGUACAGUUUUUCACAAAGUGUACAGUAUUUGUCAAUUUUUCAUUCACUGUUGAAUUUCUAAUUGAUUAUUUUUGUUCCUAUUUUGUCCAUGUUCAAAGCCUAGUAUAUAAACUACCAGUAUUUGGUGCUCACUACAAGUUCCUUUCAUAUAGGCAACUGGGAUUCCUCAUGCAGUUGAUACUGUACAGUAAUACAAAAAAAUCAACAUAUGACAUAUGUUAUAAAAUAUAACAAAAAAUAUCACGGAAUGAAUUGUCAUCUUGUUUACUUUACAAAUAGAUUUGUUUUGUUUGAGCCCUAACUUAAUAGGCUAUCAAAGCAGAUUCUGUAUGGUUGUGAUUAGCUGUUUUGUGUCUACUGCAUGUUUCUAUUUAUUCCUAUCCCAGGUUGAAGAAAAAAAAUGGUACCUGUAUAAGAGUACAUUUGACUUAUCAACAAGCUCUCAAACACUAUAAGAAUGGGUGCAGCAUACGAAUUCAGAUAGAUGUAAUAAAAGAAAGUCAUGGUACUUCAUUCAACUAUAUUUGUCUGGCAUAACGUUUUAAGAAUCUGAUCUACAAAAUUCCAUUUUAUAGUUGGGUCCUAGGGAACAAACAGUGGCAUACAAACAUUUGAUUGAAGAGCACUGAAGAUUUUGUAUAAAAAAAUCAAUUCUAGGUAACAAUCACUAUUUGGCAGGUUAAUGCCUGUUUUCUUCCAUGUUUUUUAAAUAUCUGAAAAAAUGAAAGAGAUUUUGAUAGACUACAAAUACUAGUCAUCAUAUCUGUAGCAAACAUGAUGAGAUUUCCUCAUCUUGCUUGAUUGAUUAGUCCACCUGUACUCAAAUUUCAGUUAGCUCUUUGAACUAAACACUACUUUUCUUACUGGGAAUCAGGAAGAGGAAAUGAAAUUCAGAUCAAAGGCUAAUUCCUGAUACAUGGAGAGUGAUAUGGCAGCUCUUCUUCCUCCCUCCUGUCCUUUACUGUCUCCUCCCCCCCUCCCCGCCCCCCAUACAUGGAAAUCUGGAGGAGGAAUUAAAAUAUUUUCUCCCUCCAAGAAUUUUUAGUGUAUGGAAGAUGAAGAGAUCCCUUUUUAAGCAUCAAAGGGAGAAAAAAAUUAACCUUUUCUCUUUCUGCAACUGCAAAAGAUGGAAAGAGAUCCUGCAAUCACUGUCAGAGGGGAGAUAAGUAAUGAAGGUGUUAAUACAUGUUUGCAAAUUAAUGCAGUAAUGUCUGCAUGAUAUAUUGUGAGUCAGUUCUCCAAAGCUCCGUUGAUGACUUAAGUAGCUCUUCAUCUGUUAAACUUGAGUACCACUUUUCUGGGUAGACUUCUAGCAUAUUAAUCUGUUGCAAACAUGUCAGUGGGGUCCCUAAACAACAAACCAAUGGAAAUGAGCAGUUUCAGUAUUAAACCACUGUGUUAUCACCUUGUUUUUACAUUGCUGUCUUCCAUGAUAUUUCAGUCAAACUGUAAUGUUAUUUAUAGAACAAUAAUCCAUUAACUAAACCAGUUUUUCAAUAUUUAUGAGAGUCUGUACAUAAUUGUGUGUGUGUAUACAUAAUGUAAAUAUAUUGUAUAUUACUAUAGAUUCAGUACUUUGGUAUAUGUAUAUAGUCAUCAUUAUUAAUGGUUAUUGCAUCAUUUCAAUGAGUUCAUGUUGAAUAUCUGUAACAACAUUCAAAGGAGUUUCUUCAGAAAAACGUUAUGCUUACGAAAGUGGAAAUAGUAUGUUACACUCAAGAUACAUAAGAACAAACUAACAUGAAAGGUUUUAUUUAUUACAAAUGUGUAUGUUGCAAAAAAGAGGAGUCUUUGGGGUCCAUAAAGAAGUAUAGAUCAGGUCCAGAUUUUUUUCAUGCCAUUUAACAUGGAUGUUACAAUUUUCCAAAUGCAGUGACUAACAACUUUUACAAUCUAAUGUAUCUGGAAGAGAUGUUCUAUGGUACAUCUUUGUAUAUAUUGUAUAUACCCACUGUAUUGCUAGAGGUCAACAAUUCAGCUACAGUUGUUGGCAAAGUGUGUUACACAGUUUCAAUGAAACAUUGUAUGUUUGUUUUAACUGAAUUAAAAGUAGAUAAUCCUUAGUAAA